Brassica napus (rape) is the source of this 2964-nucleotide messenger RNA. RefSeq lists its product as uncharacterized. The coding region runs from base 1 to 1389 and encodes 462 amino acids. Lineage: Eukaryota; Viridiplantae; Streptophyta; Magnoliopsida; Brassicales; Brassicaceae. The transcript has 7 exons. The record is from RefSeq and is a predicted model, not a curated record.
AUGAGGGUUGCGGAGUUGGUUCAACAGCCCGGUCGUGACCAUCUUCCGUAUCUCACUCCGUAUCCACAUGGACGGGGUCAAACAUGGUUCAACCGAUCCGGGAACGGGAUCAGCGCAUGGAUCAACCGUAUGAUGUACUCGGCCCUCGACAGUGGACAUCCGACUUUCACUCACUUCCCAACCGACAAGCAGGUUCUGUGGUUUCGUCAGUUUGCGCAAGAGUUCAACUGGAAUUCCGAUGAGACGCUCUUUAUCUAUCACCACUUCGUCCAUAAAGUAAUGGACAACUAUGGGAAGCAGAUCCACGAGUGGAAGAAGAAGUGGGAAAUCAAUAAGGUCCCAAAGUCGAUGAACGACACGGUCUGGAAGGAGUUGUGUGCGCAUUGGGAUAAGGAGGAGACGAAAGAAACUUCUUCCACCAACUCCACCAACCGCAGGAGCGACCGUAAAGGGAAGGGCAUCUACAAGCAUAACUUGGGUGCUCAAUCUAUUGCCACUCUCGGAGAUCGCAUGGCGGAAGAAAAUGAUGGCGAGCCGGUCGAUGAUCUCGCCCUAAUGAGGAGGGCGUAUACCAACAAGAAGACCGGCCAGAUUGAUGACGGUCUUGUGAGGGACGUGGUCGACCUGGUCCAAACUCAGGUGGUAGACGAAGUGUCUCAGCUUCAAACCGAGGAUGACGCUUCGACGGCUUCGACCAACUUGUCCCGGUUUCGAAUCAACGAAAUCGUUGAAUCCUCGGUUCCAAAGAAGAAGGGACGUUUGUUCGGUUUGGGUCGUCGCACCCGGUCGGUUCCUCCUUCUUCUGCACCACCGCCCUUUGUUGAUCCAGAAGUACUUACGGCUCAGUUGAAGGACAAAGAUGAUCGAAUAUCUUUGUUGGAGACCCAGAUGGCGGCUCAACAGGCGGGCUAUGAGGCACAGAGGAGGCUGAACCAGCAAAUGAUGGAGAUGAUGCAGAGGAUGUACCCGAACGAGGUGUUCCCGGACGUGCCAGACCCGGACAACUCCCUCGGAAAAUUCCGAGGAACGGAUCCCUCGGAAUAUAGCGAGGGAACAGUUCCUCGGAAUAAACCGAGGAAAAAGUCCGUCGGUAUACUCCUAUCGAUCGAUGUAUAUAUGUCCAAACACGCAUCGAUCGAUGAACUUCCGAGGAAUUAUCCCGACGAAGUUCUACCUCGGUAUAUUCCGAGGACUUUUCCGACAAACAAGGGAUCCUCGGAAUUUCCUCGGAAAUUUAUUUCCUCGGAAUUCCGUCGGAAAAUUCCGAGGGAUUUCAGAGGAAAAAAGAAAUUCCGAGGAAUUAUUUCCGACGACGUAUUUCGUCGGAAUUGCGUCGGAAUAACGAUAUUCCGACGAAAUUCCGACGAUUUUUUCCCUCAGAAUCCUUGAUGUUUUCUUGUAGUGAAUGAAAACGAAUCAAUCACAUGUAUCUCCAGCACGCUUUUCUUAAUAACCCAUGAAUACAUCCUCCAUCAAAAGUCUUUGUUUCUUUCAUCACCAACCAAAGAAAAAGUAUCACACAUCUAAAUCACAACCUCACGGACUUUCACACGGGUCUUGUUUCUUUCUCAAAUUCAUUUCGAUAAAUAUGAGCUUCUCUUGUGUUUAUAAAUACAUAAAUCUUUCCUCUCCUUAUUUCCUUAACAAUUACACUAUUUCUCCCUUCUCGAUAUAUUUGUAAUGGCAUCUUCAUCCCAUUAUCAUUACCACAAAGAUGAUGAUGAUGAUAUUGAUCUUGAUACCCCUUUUGAAGAUUUUUUUGAUAACUAUGCUCCUAUUCCAGAACCAAAAGAGAGAAAAAAACGUAUUGUGAUAGAGAGAAACCGGGAAGAAGGCCACAACCACCUUUGGAAUGAUUAUUUUAGCGAGAAUCCAACAUACUCUCGCAGUUUAUCCCGGCGACGGUUUCGAAUGAACAAAUCUUUGUUCCAGCGUAUUGUGCAUCGUCUCUCCACAGAAAUACCGUAUUUUCAACAAUCAAAAUAUGCAACCGGACGGUCGAGUCUAACUCCGCUCCAAAAAUGUACCGCAGCAAUUCGGCAAUUGGCAUACGGUGGUGCGGCUGAUACAAUAGACGAAUAUGUCUGAAUUGGUGAAACAACAGCUCGAAAAUGUUUGCACAAUUUUGCCGCGGGAAUAAUCACCUUGUUUGGCGAUGAAUACCUAAGACGGCCCACACCGGAGGAUCUAGAAAGACUACUACAUAUCGGAGAAGAACGUGGAUUUUCGGGGAUGAUUGGAAGCAUCGACUGUAUGCAUUGGGAGUGGAAGAAUUGCCCCACCGCUUGGAAAGGAAUGUAUUCACGAGGAACCGGAAAACCAACAAUUGUGUUGGAGGCCGUAGCUUCCUAUGACCUCUGGAUAUGACACGCGUUUUUUGGAGCUCCAGGUACUAUGAACGAUCUUAAUAUUCUUGAUCGAUCACCUGUUUUUGAUGACGUUAUUAACGGCAUCGCGCCACAAGUAAUCUUCUAUGUUAAUGGUAAUCCAUACCAUUACGCAUAUUAUCUCAUGGAUGGUAUUUAUCCGAAAUGAACGACUUUUAUUCAAUCUAUCCGACUACCACAAACUCAGAAACAUUCAUUAUUUGCUCAAACCCAAGAAUCAGUUCGUAAAGAUGUUGAGCGUGCCUUCGGAGUCCUGCAAGCUAGAUUUGCCGUUGUCAGAAAUCCGUCUAAGUUAUGGGAUAAAGAGAAAAUAGAAAAUAUUAUGAGAGCAUGUAUCAUACUCCAUAAUAUGAUUGUCGAAAAUGAACGGUCAUCAUUCAGUCAGUUUAACAAAUUUGAGUUUCAAGAAAGAGAAGAAGUGGAUACAUAUUCCGUCAACAUGCCUUCGAAUCUCGGCAGUACAAUGGAUCGUCGAACGAGCCUUCGUAAUAAACAAGCCCAUGAACAAUUAAAAAAUGAUCUGAUUGAAAAUAUAUGGGCCAAAUUUGGACAUUUUCAAUGAUUUGAAUAAGUUGUU